Molecule: messenger RNA, 1693 nt
Organism: Suillus paluster
Lineage: Eukaryota; Fungi; Basidiomycota; Agaricomycetes; Boletales; Suillaceae
Exons: 1
Coding region: 138-1493 (451 amino acids)
Source: RefSeq, a predicted model, not a curated record
UCCAUCGCGUCAAGCAUGAAUCAAAUGAAAGGAUGUCGUCUCGCGAAGUCCUCGUUCCCUAACUCGGCUCGGAUAAGAGGUGUUGCCAAGUCUGCCUUCUUGUCCAAGUUUUUUCGCCUUUCGUCCUCCCGCCCAACAUGCGAAUCGUGGACAAGUUCGUGGAGGCGUGGCACGAUGCUAGUGACACAGUGGAUAAUCAGAUUUUUGCCAUACCACUUGGUGAACUCAGAGGUAUUACUCUAGACAUCUCCACAUACGCUACCCCUGGCAAAUUCCGCCUCAUCCACUGCGGAAGAUUUCUCAAUGAACAAGUCCUCGCAAUCCACGAGAUCUCCAGCCUCGAUAUCCCUUCCUACUCCUACGCAGCUAUAUCGUACCCCUGGGAGGGCUUACCUCGCAAUAACAAUAACACGUACAACACAUUCACUGUCGAGGGCACUGGAAAAAUAGAGAGAGAAAAGGGCCCUAAAAAGUACAAGCCCGUCAGCAUCGAUGUCCUCACACAUGCGUGCAAGGCUGCUACAAGUGACGGUGACAACCUCAAGAACAAGUCUGCCAAAGGUUGCAGGUACAUCUGGCUUGACAAACUCUGCAUGCUGCAGGAGGAUCACGAUGACGAGGCUCCCGAUGUCAGGACUCCCGAGAAGAAGGAUCGUGAUGAGAAGGCUAAAAAGGACAAGGACUGGCAGAUCAUGCACAUGUGGGACAUCUACUCCAAAUGUAGGAUGUGCAUCAUUCUGCCUGGUGGAAUGGGCAGACUUGCACGAGUUGAGGAAGACACCACCUGGAUCCAGCGUUCGUGGACGUUCCAAGAAGCCAUAGCACAACUGGAAAACGCAUUUGUCUUGUUUCGUUGGAUACACGGAAAGGUGGAUAUCUACGGAAAGGACGGAGCCAAUUUCCAUUAUAGCGAAGUUAGCCCAGGAGAGUCGGCCAUGUGUACCCUUGAUAUCGCCCUUCAGUGCAACUGCCUCGGGAAGGACGGGACACUCCCUAUCCUCACAGAACAGGGGGGGCAUCAAAUAUUAAUCAAUCUCGUCGGUCGCACAAAUGAUCCCCAUGUCACCGCAUUCCUCGCUGUUACAGACGCGCGCCACGCUGUUACAGAAGCACGCGACACUGUUGAAGAAAAACAACGCGAUCUUACAGAAACACAACGCAUUAUCACUACAAAAGCGGGCUUCGCUCCUGAAAAAGUAGCUCACGAUGUUUCAGAAGCACGCUUCGCUGUUACACAAGCACGCCGCUCUCUAAGUGAGGUAGAAGAUGCUUAUCGUCAAGGAAUUUGGCGAUGCUCACUGAUGCGUUCAUCUUCACGCCCCGUGGAUACCUGUGUUCAGCAUCAUGGGCGCGUUCGGAGUAACGCUCAACCCCAAGGACUUCAGGACUCCAGGACAAACGGCAAAGUGCAACCAUUGCCCUUGCGAAAGGGUUACUACAGAAAGGACAACGCGCGAGUUGGCUCGCUCCAUUCAUCUCUCUUCCCCCAGUAAAAGGGCUCUCUGCAUUCCCAAAGUUUCCGCGCAUGUCUGUGGCAAAACCAGCAAUGCUGGGGAGGCGUCGAGUGGCAGAGUUGCUAGAUGCUAGGACAGGAUGGCUCGAUGACCUCCCAUCAGGGUCGAUGGAUGAUCGCGGAUACCUCAAAUUUUCCGCCCCUGCUGUGCCUUUGGUGCACAAGAUCAUUUCCCCUGCA